UUCAUCGUCUUCUGAGUUUUGUUUAGAGUUUAAAAGAUUAGACAGAUGUUUCUAUAAAAUUGAAUUUUUACAUCUCAUUUUUGUAAUUCAUAGAAUAAAUUUAAAACAAAAUUAAAGCAAGUACAAGAAUACAUUAGAAUAUGACUGAAAGGUGUUCAUCAGAUUUGAAUUGUUGCCAAAUUUGUGGAAAGGUUUCUAUUUCUCGAUGCAUAAACUGCAAAAAAGUCUGGUACUGCUCCCGUCCUCAUCAAAAAGAGGACUGGAGUCGACACAGGAGCGACUGUUUUCCUGCCGUAUUGACGACAAGUCCCAUUUUUGGUCGCUACCUCUCCGCCACUCGAGAUAUUCCUGAGGGGACGCUGAUUCUGAAGGAGAAGCCCCUAUUCUCAGCCCCCAACGGAAAAAAUGGUGCGUUUCUCCUUUGCCUUGGAUGUUAUGGGAUUGUCCCCACGGAUCAGCCGCCACAACUCUGCACCAAAUGCGGAUGGCCUCUGCAUAAAAACUGUGUACAAAGCAAGGAACAUGUCGAGAACGAAUGUGCAAUUUUCUCAAAAAUGGGGAUCACCCCGUCGUCUAGAGAAGAAAACAUUUACGACAAAAUUGUAGUCUUACGUGGAUGCCUUUUAAAAUUGAGGGAUGUGAAAAAGUGGGAUUGCGUUGGAAAGUUACAAGACCAUAAGGAGGACAGAUUUAGAACUACUGAUGGAGCCAACUUGUCCAAGACAAUGGUGGAAUUUGUGCAGAACAAAUGUGGAUUAUCUGAGGCCUUCUCUGACAUAGAGAUCGACCAUGUUCUCGGAUGUGUUAUGGUAAAUGCAUACGUAACAGAAGAUAACUUGACAAGUUCGCCAAAUUUCCAUGCUGGAUCUUUUGUUUACUGGAAUGGUUCAAUGCCAGCACAUGACUGUACACCGAACUGUAGAUGGAUAAUUGUGCAGGGAGGAGAAUUACGUUUAUGGUCCUUGCGCGAUAUCAAGGAAGAUGAAUCCCUCUGUCACUGUUAUGCGUGGGGUGGAACGGGUACAAUUGAGAGACAAAGGCAUCUCCUCAAAACCAAGUUUUUCUCUUGCACGUGUCGCAGGUGUGCAGAUCCUACCGAACUCGGCUCUUUCUUUUCGGGAAUUAAAUGCAAAAUUGAGUCCUGUUCGGGGUUCAUAUUAAGCCAGAAUCCGGCGCAGGUGGGUUCGACAUGGGCUUGCAAUCAGUGUAAAGCAUCAGCAAUGCAAGAGCUUGAAGUGGACUCAUUCAUCCAAGAACUAAGGGAAGCACACUUUGCAGUCACAUCAGAUUGUCCUAGUCCAGAAGAAAUGGGGUCUGGAUGGAGGACAAUUUUACAACGAUUGGAAGAAUAUGACGAAAGCGUCCUUAACAAGCUGGCUCCAACACAUUUUUUCAUACAAGAAGUAGAGCAGGAUAUCAUGCUGAGGAUUUCCUAUAUUUUAGCUCAGGAACAGGAGUUUCAGAUUGAGAGGGAAGAAAGACUUCGGUUGGCUGGAAUACUGGUCAAGCUUAGUACAAAAUGCUUGUCCCUGUUGGAAAAGGUGGCGCCUGGACUGACGACUCAUGCAGGAAGGCAAUAUUAUUACCUUCAGCAAGGCCAGGGGAUUUUUAUAAUGGACCAGAUACGUAUGCAAAACGAGUCCGACUCGACGUCAUCCCAGGCACUUCAAGCUUUACGGAAGGAAAUUUCGCAUUGGCAAGGGAUCCGAAAGAGAGGGGCCAGAAUACUAGAAUCUGAAUCGCCAGGUCGAGAAGAAUGGGUAUUGGGCAGGGCUAUGGUCGAUAAUGAUGAAACCAGUUCAGGUGGUCUUUGACCAAGAAUUUUGUCCCGUUUUUUAGCUAUUUCUCAUGUUUAUGUUAAUUUUGUAUUAAACUAAUUCAUUUGAGAUAUCCACUACAUACAUCGAUUGUUUCGUUUUGAGUACCAAAGUUAUUGAUACAUAUGUACAACGUCCUUUUUUUCUUACACAAUUCUUAUAUAACCCUCAUGCACGCAUGCAUAUCUACAUAUUAUUCACUCACAGCUCAUGAAAUGCAACCAGCAUUGAUAUUGUAUAAUUUCCUACUGCCAUGAAAUAAAUAGCAAUAUGUGAAUACUCGA
Messenger RNA from Folsomia candida, 2101 nucleotides. RefSeq names its product SET domain-containing protein SmydA-8. The transcript has 6 exons. Lineage: Eukaryota; Metazoa; Arthropoda; Collembola; Entomobryomorpha; Isotomidae. Gene Ontology annotation, molecular function: protein binding. The record is from RefSeq and is a predicted model, not a curated record. The coding region runs from base 141 to 1814 and encodes 557 amino acids.